AUGUACUGUUUGGAUGCCUGGGCCAGCGCUGUCCUGGGACUGGCAAUCGUGCACGGUCUUCCCCUGGCCUUUCAAGGCUUGGUUGUACGAGCUGCCUGGUGCUGGCCAGCGAAGACACCUCGCUGUCUCCUUCCCGAGGUUCAUGGCGGAUCAUGCCUCCGCCAAGGCAUUGAAGUGUCUGAGCUCUUGCCAGGCGAGAGCUGUGUUCCCAGCUGCACGCAUGAUGCACUGGCUGGCUCGUGCACAGAACUGAGAUGCCCCCCCUCUGGUCCUGAGCCAGCAUGCCUGGAUGACCUGAACGCAGAUACUUGGUGGGUUCCAUGUGGCUAUGGUGGAGAAUGCCAGAGGCCGAUUGAGUUGGGAACGGUUGGAUGGGAAGAUUUUGGUUUCUACAGCUGUGGACCUCCAGGUCCUUCAGCCUGUCAGUCCGUUGAUGAAGUCCAACUUCCAAGAAGCGAAUCUGCCCUGCAACGCCUGGAUCUGUGGACUGCUGUUGCCUUUGGCUACUUGGCUUUGCUUGCCAGGUUGAGCCGCUCAGUGUCUGAAUGCGUUUCCUACAGCUGGUUUCGGGGCUGCCUUGCGCGGGCUCUCUAUGCUAAGGUUGCCUUGCAAUGGUCACCGGCCAAUCUGGCAGGAGUAGGCUGCAUUGCUGCCCUUUUCAUCUGGUUGUGCUUGCUGCCCUUUUCCCAAAAGUCAACUGGCAUCGCAACCGGAUUCGCCUUGCUCCUCACUUUGUGGUGGUCCUUUUUUAGAGGAGGAGUUCACAACUACGUCUUCAUGACACGCGAAGCUGCUUGGCGUAUCCAUUACAGCCUGGGCCUGCUCGCUAUAAUCGUAGCAGCCGUCCACGGUGCCCUCAACCUAGCCAAGCAUGGCCUGUAUCGGCUCCUCUCAACUUUCCACUUGCUCUGCGGAGUUUUAAGCCUGCUCGCAAUUGUGUUGGCGGUGGUGCCUGCCACGCUGCUGACGUACGAUCGUUUUAAACGCUUACAUUUCCUUAGCCUGGUUGGCUACUUGCUAGCCUUAGCUCAUAUGGUAGGCCAUGCGAUUCAGCUGCAGACGCUGGCCUCAAUUCUCAUGGCCGCAUCGAGUGCCUUUGUUUUCCUGCUCUAUGCCAUACAGAAGUUAUAUGUUCACCUGUCACAGCGUGAUGUCGAGAUACAGUCUGCCAAGAUGGUCUCUGAUAGUUCCGGUGAGCACCUGUUUCUUUCCCUUGCAGUGAAGGACUUCUCUUUCAAGGCCGGGCAGUGGGGUCACCUUUUAGCUGACCAGGUGUCUUCAGUUCCUCACCCAUUUACCCUGGUGCCUGGAGACGGGACUGCCAACGUUCAAAUCUUCUUGAAGGUUUAUGGCGGCUUCACGGACAAGUUGGCCAAAGCUUGCCGAGAUGCCAAACGACUUCCGAAAUUGAAGCUACAAGGGCCCUAUGGACUGCCAGCUAUGCCGUUGCCGGGCAUAACCGAAACAGUGUUUGUUGUGGGUGGCAUCGGCGUCACACCAGCACUUUCACUAGCUCCGGCUGCAGCUGCCCAUGCCAAAGUGGCUAUGUUUUGGUCGUUGCGUAGCUCUGCGCUGCUGGAAAGAGUGACGCCCCUUCUGGAGGAUCACUUAGAUCCUGUCAGGAGCUGCGUGCAGGUUACACUGCCAUCUGAGGCUGUUGACAGUCUCCCCCUGAUGGCAGAGUAUCGUAGCAAGCGAGACAUGCUAGAUGUUGGCAAUUGGCUCACAGGGCUGGGCAAGAGAUUUACAGCUGAAGGCAUUUGUCAGGUAAUGGUCUUUGUCUGUGGUCCUCCACGCCUGGUGGCUGCAACAAAAGCCGCUGCAUCUCGAAGAGCUGGUGGCCUUGCUUGGCAUGUGCAUGUUGAGGAGUUCCGCUUUCUGCCUUGUACACGGAGUUCUCCAGAGCCGAGAGCUCUCAGCCAGCCUGUGGAACCGCGGAUCUAUGGGCAGAGCGAAGAAUUUUUUGAUGUGCAGCCUUUAAACCAAGAGCUGGAUCGACCCAGAGCCGAGGUUAGCAGCUGCGCUGCAUUCUGUGGGCCUCGAUUGGCGUCAUUCCUGAGCUGA
This is a messenger RNA of Symbiodinium pilosum, 2064 nucleotides long. The record is from the annotation of a GenBank genome assembly. Lineage: Eukaryota; Dinophyceae; Suessiales; Symbiodiniaceae.